This is a messenger RNA of Botrytis sinoallii, 621 nucleotides long. RefSeq lists its product as uncharacterized. Bases 1 to 621 code for a protein of 206 amino acids. Gene Ontology annotation, cellular component: proteasome core complex; proteasome core complex, beta-subunit complex. Gene Ontology annotation, biological process: proteasome-mediated ubiquitin-dependent protein catabolic process. NCBI's taxonomy places the organism in Eukaryota, Fungi, Ascomycota, Leotiomycetes, Helotiales, Sclerotiniaceae. The transcript is spliced from 4 exons. The record is from RefSeq and is a predicted model, not a curated record.
AUGAGCUCUCCAUUCUCCAUCAAUGGCGGUGCCUGCGUAGCCAUGGUAGGCAAAGACUGUGUCGCCAUAGCCUGCGAUCUCCGUCUCGGUCUCCAAGCCCUAACCGUCUCCAACAACUUUCCCAAAAUUUUCUCCUACGGCCCCUCCGUCUAUCUCGGUCUUACCGGUCUCGCCACAGAUGUGUCCACCGUCUCAGAUCUCUUCCGCUACAAAGUAAACAUGUAUCGACUCCGCGAAGAGCGCAAUAUUUCUCCCACCACCAUGGCGAAUCUCGUCUCGAGUUCGCUGUAUGAACGUCGCUUUGGUCCGUUUUUCGUUAGUCCUGUGGUUGCGGGAUUGGAUCAGAAGACUGGAAAGCCAUUCAUUUGUGGUUUUGAUAGUAUUGGUUGUAUUGAUUUCGCAAAGGAUUUCAUUGUUAGUGGAACUGCAAGUGAUCAAUUGUUUGGUACUUGUGAAGGAUUGUGGGAACCAGAUUUGGGACCAGAAGAUCUCUUCGAGACAAUAUCACAAGCACUCUUGAACGCAGUUGACAGAGAUGCCUUGUCAGGUUGGGGAGCCCAUGUUUACAUUAUUGAGAAGGAUAAGGUUACCAAGAGGUUAUUGAAGGGCAGACAAGAUUAA